Molecule: messenger RNA, 1467 nt
Organism: Enterobius vermicularis (human pinworm)
Lineage: Eukaryota; Metazoa; Nematoda; Chromadorea; Rhabditida; Oxyuridae
Source: the annotation of a GenBank genome assembly
AUGGAUGUUGAGUUGUUGGCUGAAAAUUGUCGUAUAGCAAGGGAGAAGGCAAUUCUUGGUAACUAUGAACAAGCAGCAAUAUUUUACCAGUCGGCUAUUACACAGAUUGCACGACGAUUAAACAAAAUACCAUUUGAUCAUUCGAAACGACCAUUGUGGUCACAGGCAAAAUUAGUCUUACAACAGGAGCUCGAUAAUGUCAGCCUAUUGAAAAACUCCGUCUGUCAGUUGAGAGAACUUUCUACCAACCCAGGUGUAUCGUCUCCCAUCGAUGCACCCCCUACAGACCCCGAUGUGUGGCCACCUCCAGCUCCUCUCCCGAAAAAAAUUUUUUCUAACGCUCGUAGUAAGGUUGCUGGAAGAAAGUCAAAUGUGCCGCAGAAUAGUGAUAAACAAAGUAAAAACUCAGUCCGCAAGUCAACGAGUCAAAUGAAUAUUGCGUCCUCCAAAAGGGCGAGUUCCGUUGGAUGCAUCCCCAAAAAGGAAGCCACAAAUAACGAAGAAGUGGCCGCAGAACCCAAAAGUGAACAACAGGACGAGGAAAAAAUAUUUGAUGGAAAAGGCUAUGAUAAAGAUUUAGUCGAAACCAUUGAACGAGACAUUGUUCAACAGCAACCUAACGUACACUGGAAUGAUAUUGCUGGUUUAGAAGUUGCUAAGAAGCUUUUACAGGAAGCUGUCAUACUUCCUACAGUCAUACCACAAUUCUUUAAAGGUAUCCGUCGACCGUGGAGGGGCGUCUGCCUAGUUGGUCCACCUGGGACAGGUAAAACCCUAUUGGCAAAGGCUGUGGCUACCGAAUGUCGCACAACGUUUUUCUGCGUUUCAUCUUCAACAUUAACAUCAAAAUAUCGAGGAGACUCCGAAAAGCUAGUUAGGCUUUUAUUUGAAAUGGCUCGGUUUUACGCUCCGUCGACCAUAUUUAUCGAUGAAAUCGAUAGCUUGUGUAGUCGGAGGGGAGUAGAUUCGGAACAUGAGGCUUCGCGCCGCGUAAAAUCUGAGCUUCUAAUCCAGAUGGAUGGGUGUUCUGCUGACACCGAAAAGACAGUGCUUGUUUUGGCUGCAACCAAUUUUCCUUGGGAUCUAGAUGAAGCGCUAAGAAGGAGACUUGAAAAGCGUGUUUAUAUUCCACUUCCUGACAAAAACGGAAGGAUAACUCUUUUGAAGCUGGCACUUGCAGAAGUUGCUGUGGCAGAAGAUGUAGAUUUGGAAGAGGUAGCUGAUCGUCUUUCGGGUUAUUCUGGGUCUGACAUAACAAAUGUUUGUCGUGAAGCAGCUAUGAUGAGUAUGAGGGCUCGCAUUGCAAAUUUGAGUGCUGACGAAAUCAGAGCUCUUUCCAAAGAAGACAUUGAUCUUCCUAUAACAGCUAACGAUUUCGAACUCGCUAUUAGCCACACAUCCCCAUCUGUUUCACAGGACGAUAUACAUAAGUAUGAACAGUGGAUGCGUGAGUUUGGAGCAACAUGA